GAGCGCUGCGCUGCGCCGGGCUGCGCAUCGCGGCCCACUUGCCGCCUGUCCCUUGCCCUGGCUGGGCCACCUCCCCGGGCUGCCGGUGGAGGGCUUCGAGGCGCUAACGUUACGCUGUUUCCGGUUUUCCAGAGGGCUCUGUUUCCCCUCCCAAGGCGGCGGCGGCUGAGCGGCGGAGCCCCCCAAAUGGCCUGGCCAGAUGCGGCAGGUUUGCUGCUCAGCGCUGCCGCCGCCACUGGAGAAGGCUCGGUGCAGCAUCUACAGCUACAGCUACAGCAGCAGCAGCAACAGCAGCAGCAGCAGAAGCAGCAGCAGCAACAGCAGAAGCAGCAGCAGCAGCGAGAGCGGCGGCAGCAACAGCAACAGCGGCAGCAGCAUCUCCCGUCCCGCUGCGCCCCCAGAGCCGCGGCCGCAGCCGCAGCCGCAGCUCCGCAGCCCCGCAGCCCCGAGAGCCGCCGCCCGCUCGCGAGCCGCAGCCGCCGGCGGCAUGAGGCGCGACCCGGCCCCCGGCUUCUCGAUGCUGCUCUUCGGUGUGUCGCUCGCCUGCUACUCGCCCAGCCUCAAGUCGGUGCAGGACCAGGCGUACAAGGCACCCGUGGUGGUGGAGGGCAAGGUACAGGGACUGGCCCCGGCAGGCGGCUCCAGCUCUAACAGCACCCGCGAGCCGCCCGCCUCGGGUCGGGUGGCGCUGGUGAAGGUGCUGGACAAGUGGCCGCUCCGGAGCGGGGGGCUGCAGCGCGAGCAGGUGAUCAGCGUGGGCUCCUGUGUGCCGCUCGAAAGGAACCAGCGCUACAUCUUUUUCUUGGAGCCCACUGAGCAGCCCUUAGUUUUUAAGACGGCCUUUGCCCCGGUCGACCCUAACGGCAAAAACAUCAAGAAAGAGGUGGGCAAGAUCCUGUGCACUGACUGCGCUACCCGGCCCAAGCUGAAGAAGAUGAAGAGCCAGACGGGAGAGGUGGGUGAGAAGCAGUCGCUGAAGUGCGAAGCGGCAGCAGGGAACCCCCAGCCCUCCUACCGUUGGUUCAAGGAUGGCAAGGAGCUCAACCGCAGUCGUGAUAUUCGCAUCAAGUACGGCAAUGGCAGAAAGAACUCCCGACUGCAGUUCAACAAAGUGAAGGUGGAGGAUGCGGGGGAGUAUGUCUGCGAGGCGGAGAACAUCCUUGGGAAGGACACCGUGCGGGGCCGGCUCCACGUUAACAGCGUGAGCACCACUCUGUCGUCAUGGUCGGGACAUGCCCGGAAGUGCAACGAGACAGCCAAGUCCUACUGUGUGAAUGGAGGUGUGUGCUACUACAUCGAGGGCAUCAACCAGCUCUCCUGCAAGUGUCCUGUGGGAUACACCGGGGCCAGGUGUCAGCAGUUCGCAAUGGUCAACUUCUCCAAGCACCUUGGAUUUGAGUUAAAGGAGGCUGAGGAGCUGUACCAGAAGAGAGUCCUGACAAUUACUGGCAUCUGUGUGGCUCUGCUGGUCGUGGGCAUCGUCUGUGUGGUCGCCUACUGCAAGACCAAAAAACAGCGGAGACAGAUGCAUAACCAUCUCCGGCAGAACAUGUGUCCAGCCCACCAGAACCGGAGCCUGGCCAAUGGGCCCAGCCACCCUCGGCUGGACCCUGAGGAGAUCCAGAUGGCUGAUUACAUCUCCAAAAAUGUGCCCACCACAGACCAUGUGAUCCGGAGGGAAACUGAGACCACAUUCUCUGGGAGCCACUCCUGCUCACCUUCUCACCACUGCUCCACAGCCACGCCCACCUCCAGCCACAGACAUGAGAGCCACACGUGGAGCCUGGAACGUUCGGAGAGCCUGACCUCGGAUUCCCAGUCAGGCAUCAUGCUGUCAUCAGUGGGCACCAGCAAGUGCAACAGCCCAGCCUGUGUGGAGGCGCGAGCACGGAGGGCAGCGGCCUACAGCCAGGAGGAGCGGCGCAGGGCUGCCAUGCCACCCUACCACGACUCCAUAGACUCCCUGCGUGACUCUCCGCACAGUGAGAGGUACGUGUCGGCCCUGACCACGCCCGCGCGCCUCUCGCCCGUGGACUUCCACUACUCGCUGGCCACGCAGGUGCCGACCUUCGAGAUCACGUCGCCCAACUCUGCGCAUGCCGUGUCGCUGCCGCCCGCCGCGCCCAUCAGCUACCGCCUGGCGGAGCAGCAGCCGCUCCUGCGGCACCCGGCGCCGCCGGGCCCUGGGCCGGGGUCCGGCGCGGACAUGCAGCGCAGCUACGACAGCUACUACUACCCCGCGGCGGGGCCCGGACCGCGGCGCAGCGCCUGCGCGCUGGGCGGCAGCUUGGGCAGCCUCCCCGCCAGCCCCUUCCGCAUCCCGGAGGACGACGAGUACGAGACCACGCAGGAGUGCGCGCCCCCGCCGCCGCCGCGGCCACGCACGCGCGGCGCGUCCCGCAGGACGUCAGCGGGGCCGCGGCGCUGGCGGCGCUCGCGCCUCAACGGGCUGGCGGCGCAGCGCGCACGCGCGGCGCGGGACUCGCUGUCGUUGAGCAGCGGCUCGGGCUGUGGCUCGGUGUCGGCCUCGGACGACGAGGCGGACGACGCGGACGGGGCGCUGGCGGGCGAGAGCACGCCUUUCCUCGGCCUGCGGGCGGCGCACGACGCGCUGCGCUCGGACUCGCCGCCGCUGUGUCCGGCGGCCGACAGCAGGACUUACUACUCCCUGGACAGCCACAGCACGUGCGCCAGCAGCAGACACAGCCGUGGGCCGCCCACGAGGGCCAAGCAGGACUCGGGGCCCCUCUAGGCGCCCCCCGCCUCGCCCGCCCCACGUCUCCAAGGAGAGCGGAGACCACCGACUGGAGAGGGAAUAGGAGCGAACAAAGAAAUAAAAAUAUUUUUAUUUUCUAUAAAAAGGAAAAAAGUAUAACAAAAUGUUUUAUUUUCAUUUUAGCAAAAAAUUGUCUUAUAAUACUAGCUAACGGCAAAGACGUUUUUAUAGGGAAACUAUUUAUAUGUAACAUCCUGAUUUACAGCUUCGGAAAAAAAAAGAAACAACAAAAAAAAGAGAGAUGGGCCAAUUUUUUGACUCUUUAAUAGAAACCUAUAUUGUGGUGCCUUUUGCUGUAUGCUAAUCUGGGGCUCCUGGAGAGUCGUCUGGGGUGCAGGGUGGGGAUGGGCGCUUGUAGGAUCCCAAACCGGUGAGGGUGAGAAAAGGCAGGGAAAGAAGAGACCGAGGUUCUACUGGCCCUGAGAGUAGUGGACAGUGAGGAAGAAAAUGGAGACAAGGCAGAAUUUGAUCUUCCCCUGUUCAAAUCUGGAAUCUCGGGCAGAGAGGGCAGGAAUCCUUGCCUAGAGCUGGAAUUGAGGUCGGGUUACUUCCAGGGGGAGACAUAGCCCCCCAACUACAGCAACUAGAAUGGGGAGGGGUCCUCCCCGCUCCUCAAGGCUGCUAAGGGAAAGAGGACGGAGAAGGCGGUCUCCCCACCAGCCCCCGGCCUAGGGAGGGGCAGCACUACCAGGGGCCCAACCUUCAUAGCUCCUCCUCCUGCGGCCUCCAGGGUACUCUGUCCUCUGCAGCACCUUCGUUUACAGGUCGUCUUUUCUAUUUUACGCCUGCAUGUCCUUUGCAUUUCAGAUUCUUUAGAUUGAAUGCAUGGUCACGCUGGGACCCAGAAGAGCCACUCCGACAGUGUAUUCGAUUCCCCUUUUAGCAAUAAAGUAACACCAUGUCCUUCUCACAGCCCAGCUCCCAACCCACCUAUGACUUCAUCCUCCAAUCCUGCCCUCCCCUACCCUCACAACUGGAUCCAAUGCUAAUUUGUCAAAAAAAGGCAAUUGUCUAAAAAGGAAACAAACAAACAAAGUCCCAAACAGGAACAGAUGGGAACCCUGACAUGUCCAAACACCUGACUGUUGACACUUGAACAUUUUUAUAUUAUAAAUAAAAUCAGAAAUAACUCCUGUUUGACUGUGUGUACCUGGCCCAGCUGAGGAGGGAAGACAGGAGGAGGAUCUGGGCCCUGUGGGUACUGGAAUAGAUUGGA
Messenger RNA from Microtus oregoni (creeping vole), 3992 nucleotides. RefSeq names its product pro-neuregulin-2, membrane-bound isoform. The transcript is spliced from 11 exons. Gene Ontology annotation, biological process: intracellular signal transduction; nervous system development; animal organ development. The record is from RefSeq and is a predicted model, not a curated record. The coding region runs from base 200 to 2752 and encodes 850 amino acids. Lineage: Eukaryota; Metazoa; Chordata; Mammalia; Rodentia; Cricetidae. Gene Ontology annotation, molecular function: signaling receptor binding.